This is a messenger RNA of Sphaerulina musiva SO2202, 2255 nucleotides long. RefSeq lists its product as uncharacterized. The record is from RefSeq and is a predicted model, not a curated record. The annotation marks the transcript as partial. Gene Ontology annotation, molecular function: protein binding. The transcript has a single exon. NCBI's taxonomy places the organism in Eukaryota, Fungi, Ascomycota, Dothideomycetes, Mycosphaerellales, Mycosphaerellaceae.
ACACAUCUCACUGUUAGUACAUGCCCUGCAGUCAACUCGCUUAGUUGUAGCAGCCACAUUACUUGGACCUGUUCACAUGCAGCCUGUCGCCACUCGAUUCAUCCCGCUUUCGGACGAGAAGAUAUCCGCCAAAAAGGAUCCUGAAGCGCGGGUCGGCGUGCAUGCUUCGACGUGACUGGACAUCUCCAGCUCGGCAAUCAUCGUGCCAGCGCAUACGAGAGGAACUCGACCACAUUGGUGAUACCUGCUAUAUAUCUGGGCUUUCUGCUGGGCUCAGGUUGUGGCUAAGCUUCUCGUAUUUGCACGUAGAAUAUAGUAUCACACCAUUCCGUUGUGCUCCACUCAAAAUAGAACUAGAGUGGAACGGACUGCGGACGACGGGCCAGAGAUGGACGCUCCGCCACGAAGAACUUCCAUCUUUCAGGAACACUUUGACAUUGAAUUGACUGCUCUGGACGCUACCGAGGCGAACAUACAAUCACCACGACGUCGUGUGGGCAAACAAGACGACGUGUAUGUCGAAAAGCAACACUCCUACAACAAUGCCCUUCCGACAAUAGGUGAAGUUCCUCGCCACCGCAGGAAGAAAUCUCGUCUCGAGCACAGCCGGGCGACGCCCACGCCAACCCUCACUCCAGCACAAACGCAGUCCCCGCUGCCUGUACGCAAUUCCUCGAAUAUGAUGCGCCUGGGAGUCUUUGCUUUUCUGCUGGUCGCCCUGCUGCCUCUUCUACACAGCACCUCUUUCUUCGGCUACGCCUCGUUUCUACAACCGGUCCGUGGAAGCGUCAUACCCCCGAGAAGGAAUGAUGCCCCGACUCUCGACCGACGAGCAGAUAGUCCCACCGACGUCUGCUUUAGAUGGGCCCAGCAAUCCGCCGUGAAUAACGGGACUCUAUACCUCUAUGGAGGGCAAGCGACCACUUCAUCCACUCAGGACAGCAACGCUUGGAAUAACAACUUUCUCUCACUGGACUUGACCAAGACUUGGCAAAUCGCAUCGCCUGCGUUGACUGGACUACCACAACCUUCCGGACCUCCCAACGUCAGUCUCGGAUAUCUGUGGAACUCCCGCAGUUCGUUAUUCUUGUACGGAGGACAAUACUCAUGGAAGCCCGCGGUGUCGCCCACCGCCUAUUCGACAUGGGAGUAUGCUAUCGCAGACGACAAGUGGAUCGAACAUCGCCAGCCCGUCACUUCCAAGGGCACCAGUGCGCCCAGUGAUGGAACCGCGGUGCAGCGAGCUGCAGAGGGAGCCGGUGUCAACGUGCCCUCGUUAGGCCGCGGCUUCUAUUUCGGCGGGCAUUUGGAUGGCUACACGACCGAAGGAUGGUCACAAUCCGUGCCGCGACUGUAUCUGCGAUCACUCCUCGAGUUUACUUUUCCUGGCGUCACCAACGACCAGGUCGAAUCACUGUCGAAUAAUGGCGUUGCGGGUUCCAAUGGCGUAUACCGCAAUGUGACCGACGGAGGCCAGCAAGCCGAUGUGGGCUUCACGCAACGUGCGGAUGGACUACUGAUUUACGUGCCUGGGUUUGGCGAUCAAGGCAUUCUCCUUGCCAUUGCAGGCGGCACGAAUGAGUCCUUCACGCAGAUGAACCAACUCGACGUCUACGAUAUCGCGACCAGCUCAUGGUACAUCCAAUCGACCUCAGGACCCACACCGGAGAUUCGUGUCAAUCCCUGCGCUGUAAUUGCAGCAGCACCGGACGGGACAUCAUACAACAUCUACAUGUUUGGUGGACAAAAUCUCAUUCCUGCAGGGAAUCAGACACAAUUCAACGACAUGUGGAUCUUGACCCUUCCAUCCUUCACCUGGAUCCCGGUGGACAUGGACGGACAAAGUGUACCAUAUGGCCGAUCAGGACACACGUGUAAUGUCUGGGAUGCCCAAAUGGUCAUGGUCGGAGGCUACGUCGGAGCAGGCACAUUAACCUGCGAAAGACCCGGAAUCUACGUAUUCGACCUGAGCGCUCUCGAAUGGGUGAAUCAAUUCACCGCACUAUCUAGUACAAAUGUGGAUAACAACGACAGCAAUAACAAAAACACAGACACAAACACCAAAGCCAACGAAGACAACAACAGCGAAUCCAAUCCCCCCAACCCCUUUAACCAACAACCCGCCCAAAUCUCCUCUUCUUCUUCCUCCUCCCCCGGCGGCGGUCUCGAAGGUUCCUACGGCUACAAAGUCCCCCAAGCCAUCAUCGCCAUCAUCGGCGGCGACUCAACCGGCAAAGCAACCCUAACCACACCCA